CAGGUUAUAUUGUUAUAACCACUUUUUGGUGUAUUACCCAUUGAUUCCAUCACAUUAUUGAUGUUGUUAACCAUUUAAACCCCAAUUUGGAGUCAGAAAUUGUGGUUUUUGGUAAACUUAAUACUUUAUUAUCUGUGAAUCAGGUUGCCCAAUGGUACUACAGGAAUCAAGUCCCUUCGAUUGAUUUUUAGCCUAUGGAUUAAUCAUUUCUCAUACUUUUGCAAAACCUACUUUUCUUCAUGGAUCAAUUAAAUGUUCCUAUUCUUGGUAGUUGUAAAGAAAGGAUGUGACGUAAGUAACAUUACUGAAGUUUCCAAGUACUAAGCUAAAUCAUAUCACGUGCGUGUUGCUAAAAUUUCUUACUGCUACAAAAAAAAACUCGCCUCAGAACAGAUAUUGCCGUUUCUUACUACAGAAAGCUUAAAGAAGAAAGAUGUCAACAACAUGAAUUAUUCAGAGUAUGAUCGUAUUUCAACAAUUGAUAAUAAGUUGGCCACCGUGCGAUAUAUUGGAACAAUACCACAAUGGGGUGAUACACUUGCUUUAGGAUUGGAAUGGGAUGAAGCAACACGAGGUAAGAAUAAUGGGGAAGUCAACGGAAUAACCUAUUUUACACCGACAGUUCCCAAUUCAGUUACAUUUAUAAAGUCAACCAAUAAGAAACUAGUUCAUAAGUGCAAAUCAUUUGUUCAAAUUAUCAAGGAAAAGUACUUGGAUGCUGAAUAUAUUGAAGCAGACAUUCAAUUUGGUAGUAAGACAGUCGAGGAAUUUGGUUGGGAGAAGUUAAACAAGUUUCAAUCAAAUUUGUCAAAUUUAACAUCACUUACUUUAGAUUUUCAUUUGAUUAAUCGGGCUGAUUAUGACAAAUCAAUAUUUACCAAUCUUGGAAAUUUAACUCACCUUGAAUUGAGUUUUAAUUUGUUUAAUGAUAUCACCGAAGUUUGGAAAAUUGUCGAUUUGCUACCUGGGUUACGUGAACUUAAUUUAAACGGUAAUAGAUUUUAUAAGUUUAGUCCCACAAAUACUCAUAACUUGAAAGUACUAAAACUUUCGAGCACGUUGGUAACAGUUGCUAAUUUAAAUGAACAUAUUCUUCCCAAAUUUCCUAAAUUGACUGAGCUUUAUAUAUCAGGAAAUAACUAUACAAACGAAGAUAUCAAUAAUUUAAAUCUACCUGCACAAUUGGAAGUACUAGACGUUUCAUAUAACCAGUUAACUAUUUUUCCCAAGGUUAAUAUUUCAUCACUUAACUUAAGUCACAAUAAUAUUUCAGACUAUUCAAACGUGUCACAAUUGAAUAUCACAAGUCUUGAUUUACGAAAUAACCAGAUAAUGCUGUACAGUUUUAUUGAUUGGUUGUCAGAAGCUGCACCUAAUUUACAAAUUCUCCGUAUAAACCAUAAUCCGUUGUUUCAAGAUAUAGACAUAAUGACAACUCAAUUAAUAGCCAGGUUUUAUUGUCAAGACUAUCAUGCGAUUCCUCAUACUAAACUAUACAAAUUGAACGGAAGUUUGUUGACUAAUGACGAAAUUGAAAAUUCUGAAUUGUAUUUCAUAUCAAAAGUACAAAUGGGUGAGUACCAAAUUGACAAAAGGGCUAAGAAAUGGUUAUACUUGCUAGACAAGUAUAAGCCUAAACCUACUACAAUCAACAUACAACCAGAUUGGAUUAGCUUGACUAUAAAUAUACCAAACAAAGAUCCUGUACAAAGAUUGUUCCUACUUAACAAUUCAAUAUUAAGAAUAAAGGGUAUUAUAUCCAAGUUAUACUUGGACAACAUGUCAAUAUUACAGUUUAAAUUGUACUAUUAUAUUGAUACCUCAAUUAAACAAGAACUAAAAGACUACCUAUCUAUAUUAGAUACAUACAGUCUUUCACCUAGUCAAAACAUAUAUAUAGAUUAUUCUUGAUGAUUCCAUAAUCCAUCACCUAAAUAAUGUACUAAUUCAAUACCAAUCCCCUUAUUCUUUGUCUUUAUAUCAUCAAUACUCAUUAAUAAUUUCCCAAUAGCCAAUGCAUUUUCCUUACCUUCAGCAUAAACAGUGACAAUUGCAUCCUUUUCCAUGUUUUCUUCAGGUAAUUUAGCACCAGGACUAGUUAACCCAGGACACAUAAUAUUUGCACCACUCAAGAUGAAUUUGAUUGCACCACGGUCAACUUGAACACGAGGGAAACAAUCAGGGUAUUUGUGAACGGUGGUUAAACUUGGUACCAAUUCAUCGUUAUAUUGUUGAAACAUGACAAUUUCAUUGUCAACACAGUACAAUUGAAUCUUUUCUUCACAUUUUAUAGAGACCACCUGGGAUUUCUUCGGUAUUAAAUUGUCAAUAGCUGGUUCAAGCUGUGGAUAUAAUUGAACGAGGUUGGACUUGAGUCCUCUCUGAACUGAGGAUUUGAUGUUUGAACGGGAGUGAAUGUCUUCCUUGGUGAACUUCUUGAACAUUGUGUGAUGAUUGUGUGGUGAAGAACAGUUAACUAGUAAUU
Molecule: messenger RNA, 2485 nt
Organism: Spathaspora passalidarum NRRL Y-27907
Lineage: Eukaryota; Fungi; Ascomycota; Pichiomycetes; Serinales; Debaryomycetaceae
Exons: 1
Coding region: 445-1911 (488 amino acids)
Molecular function (GO): protein binding
Source: RefSeq, a predicted model, not a curated record